This is a messenger RNA of Stomoxys calcitrans (stable fly), 1439 nucleotides long. It is a transcript of the gene Nipsnap, whose product is annotated as protein NipSnap. NCBI's taxonomy places the organism in Eukaryota, Metazoa, Arthropoda, Insecta, Diptera, Muscidae. Bases 274 to 1089 code for a protein of 271 amino acids. The record is from RefSeq and is a predicted model, not a curated record. The transcript has 7 exons. Gene Ontology annotation, cellular component: mitochondrion.
CCACGAGCCGCCACGCCGUUCAGUCGUUCAGUUCUAUUCCAGCCGAUUAAUUUUUGUUUCUAAUUUUGCACACUAUGCAAUGGGAAGGAAUUUAGCCUUGUGUUUAAAUAACUAACAACCAGAACAGAAAGAUUUUUUUAUUUGGUUCGUGUUCCCGUUUUUUUUUUGUUUUACAUACCAAACAACUGGAUAUUUAUUUACAAUCAUAAUUCAUCUAUACCUUACAAUUAUUCUUAUUUUGAAUAAAUUGAGAACAACAUAUAAUCUUUGAAGAUGUUGAAACUACGAAACAUCAUUAGCACGGGGAAUGUUAAUGCUUUGCGUUCCAUUUCGACCACAGCACCACUUGGUGAAUCAGAUUCAUGGUUUUCCAAAUUGCUGGUGCGAAAAAUUGAACCAACAAAAGAAUCGCACAGUCGUAUGCUUAGUGACAAAGAGAUCAUCUAUGCCUUGCACACGCACAAUGUCCGUCCAGAUUCCAUGGCAGAAUACCUAACCAACUACAAAACAACCGUAGAAUUAAUACGCGACAAAAAGGCCAAUUUAUCACAAAAAUUGGUGGCCUCAUGGACAGUUCAAGUGGGCGAUAUGGAUCAAUGUGUCCAUUUGUGGAAGUAUACAGGAGGAUUUGAGAAAAUUGAUCAAGCCAAAGAAGAUUUAUGGCAUGAUCCGGAAUACUUGGGUUUAAUGAAAGAUCGUUCUAAAUUUUUAAGAUCACGCCAUUUGCAAUAUUUAUUGCCUUUCAGUUAUUGGCCACAAAUUGAAAGUCGUACCGGAGGAAACAUUUACGAAAUGCGUUCAUAUCGUUUGAAACCUGGUACCAUGAUUGAAUGGGGAAACAACUGGGCUCGUGCCAUAAAUUUCCGAAAAAAUAAUAAUGAAGCAUUUGCUGGAUUUUUCUCGCAAAUUGGUCGCCUUUACAAUGUCCAUCAUAUUUGGUGUUAUAAAUCUUUGCAAGAACGUAAGGAAACUCGUGAGCAAGCUUGGCGUUCACCCGGCUGGGAUGAAUGUGUCGCCUAUACCGUCCCUUUGAUUAGAGAAAUGCAUUGUCGUAUUCUGGCACCAACCGUGUUUUCUCCAACUCAGUAACCCAGUCGGUUUGAUCUUUGGCUCUUCUACAUAUAUAGCCUUACGCACAUAGUUACAAACAUAAUGUUUUACAUUGUGAUUGGAGCUUCAACGAAAACUGCACAUAUUUUUUUACUAUUUUUCAGUUUCUUACAAUAAUUUAUAGCUUUGAGAAAUAAUUGUUAUCAUAUAUACCUAAAAAAACGACAAAAAGAAACGAUAAAAUCUUGUUGAAUACUUUAAGAACUUUUAAAAAGAAUGUUAAAUAUGAAACUGUUAUAUAUUUAAGAUAAAAAAUUAUUUGAUAAUAAAACUGUAAAACAGCAUUUAUAUAAAAUAAAGUAAGCAAAUAUUUUUUAAAAUUAUAAAAA